Messenger RNA from Gadus morhua (Atlantic cod), 7386 nucleotides. RefSeq names its product calpain 15 (gene capn15). Lineage: Eukaryota; Metazoa; Chordata; Actinopteri; Gadiformes; Gadidae. Gene Ontology annotation, biological process: proteolysis. Gene Ontology annotation, cellular component: cytoplasm. The record is from RefSeq and is a predicted model, not a curated record. The coding region runs from base 3047 to 6784 and encodes 1245 amino acids. The transcript has 12 exons. Gene Ontology annotation, molecular function: calcium-dependent cysteine-type endopeptidase activity.
UCAAAACGCAACAACUAAUUACCGUAAGUCUAACUCACUUGUUCAAAAUCAACUGGUUAAACACUUCAACCCAGUGUCAGAGCAUGAAAGAGGCCUCAGGUGAUCUCUGCUGUGUUGUAGAUAUGGUCCUCUGGCCUGAUCAGGAUCGGAGGUGGGAUACAGACUGAUUUACAUGUAGAUCUGUUUCACCAUUUUAUAUUAUUAUUAUUAUUAUUAUUUUUGUUGGCCUACAAAAAGCUUUUCAUGCAGUCAGUUCAGCGGAACAUUUGACUGUAUUACAAUAACAAAUAAAUAUUUGGUUUGUAACCUUUUGUUUUGUGUACUGAUUUUGAUCAUUGCAUCCCCCGAAAGUCUAAACAUUUUCUUACUGGAUUGUUUUUCAUUUUACUUAUCAGAUCUAGGUGGACACACCCACUAGUGAUGUCAUAUGGAGCAGAUUUUUGAAACGGCUUGUAAGGCUAAUCGCACUCACACCUGGUGGUAUAAUAUUUCUCCUUUAAACGAUUGACGUAGCUAAUACCUCCUAAACUUCCACUCUGUAGCCAUGGUCCUAUACCGCAGCGAGAUGUACAUGUCUGACGACGUAGUGCAAGAGUGGCCAAGUCACUUCCUAUUAGGAUACCCUCAUGCAGUCUCCAUCCCAGGACGAUGGGCUGGUCCAGCAUUCCAUGCCCGGAACAGCGGCUCCAGAUGUACCAAACAUCUGGAGAUUAGGCAGGAAUCACAUCCCGGCAAAACGGGAAAAACUAUCGGAUUUCUGUAAUUUUCACUCUCUUUCACCGUCUUAUCUCUCCCUCUUUCCCUUGAGACGGAGUGACAAGAGACGGAGAAAGAGAGACGCAACGAGACAAAGGGAUGGAUCUUUCUAUCUCAGUUUCUCUCGCAAUUUCACUGCCUCUUGUCACUGUCAGACACACGUAAAUCAGAGCUGCUUGUAACAUUAUAAAAGUAUGUAAUCCAGUUAUAUUGUAACCCCUCAGUCUCUAACAUCUUGAUUUAAAAGCUGUUGCUAUAGUCUUCUACCAAAGAACAUAUAUCGCCUUAAUAACCUUUUUACAUUUUGCACUCCUAAUAAUACAUAAUACAAACUUUGACCCAAUUAUGAACAAAAAGCUACAGAGGGAAACAAUUAAAACAACAAUAAUGAUAUUAUCUGGUGAUAUUACGAUUGAUUUUAUAGUUUGUCCCGAAAUAAAACCAUUUCCUUUAAGUGGGUGAGUUCCCCAGAGGUCGACUCUCCACUUAUUCUGAUAGGCUGAACCUUAUACCCCUCUGGCGCGCCAGUGCGCCUGCGCAUCACUGAAACCCCUGUAAACGCUGUAAAGAGAACAAGAGGCACACCGCACACGCAAUCUGGAAUACAAACAUCCUUCUCCGACCUCUUACAUCGGACAGAGACGAGAUGAGGAGAUAAACGGGGGUUCUAGAGGGGACAGGCGUUUCGUAAUUCGCAUCAGAGCGACCGUCGGACUCGGUAGGCGAGGAUGAAUCUUCCUCUUCCUCAUCACCAGCCGGGGCUCCGCGACGACCGGACGGCUGCUGGGGUCGCGAGCACACUGCAGGCUGGAGUCCCCAGUCCCGGGGACUGUGUCCCGCGGUUGUGAUGUGAUGGGAGGUGCACCCUCGCGUUGGUGGAAGAAAGACCUAGGGGUUUUCGUGGUUCCAGCCCCGUGUUGUGGCGCGUCUUGUGUCCACGCCGCCGUCCUGUCUCAGGUGUAGCAGAGCGGAUCGUCCUACCUCAUCCUCCAGUCGCCCGAUAUGUGCACGUUGUCAUUAUUUCAAUGUGAAUACGUCCGAUGUGUGAGACCUGCGCGUUAGCCCCUGUGAUCCACCAUGGAUGUGGAAUGACGUGAGCGGUGCUGCGUGGUUAUUUACGCUCACAGAACCCGCGGGACUACAGCUUAGGCUGGCCUCCCGCUGUAACCACCUCGUCUGCAUCUGGAUAUCACUUUGAGGACGGAUUUAUACGGGUUGUGUUGUUUCUGUGCAUGUGGAACACACAAAACCAGUCUGUUAACUGGUUUUGCUCCCGAUUCCACUGCCGACGUGUUCUGACGUCCCGUCCCGUCCCCCCUGGCAUUAUCAGCUCGACUUCCUGCCCCCCCCCCCACACACACACAGCCGCCCGACGUACGCACGCAGACUGACCCGGCACCCAGAUCCUCUUGGGACCCAGCUCGCACCCUGGCACCGAUGAAGUUCCAUCAUGAGCAGCAGGAUCACUUGUAGAGCUGUCGGCUCUGUCUGGGAGGGCCCCAGCCCUGGGCCGUCAAAAGAAUCGUUUCCAAAUAUUUCAUGUUCGGAUUUCGAUGUUGGAUUUUGGAGUUUCUAAAUGCAUGGAAGACUGACUGCGGUGCAGUAGUCUAGCCCUACAAAACGGACCCUGGCCUUGGCUUGCACUGCUUGUUGUUGUGGUCUGAGCGCAGGUGUGCAGCAUACCCUGUGUGGGUCUUAUUCUUUUUUUACUAUGGAUAUCUCCAGUUAAUCCUGCGCCGCAGCUGCGGAUCUGUGGAAGAUGACACGGGUCGGUCAAUAACGCUGUUCCCCUAGUCUGCCAACAUCCUGUGAGCAAUCUCGGGCCUCUCUGGACACGUGCUGUGAGAGCUCAGCUUUCCCCCGUUGAGAGAGUCAGUCUGGACUCGUGAGUGCAGCUCCUUCAGUCUCCCUGAACUCUCGGUUUGGUGGACACGUGAACGUGCCUUGGACAAUACGGACCCGGUCUGCUUCACUGUGGAUGUUUUGGUUUCUAACCCAAACGUUAAAGCCGUGUUUUGAUUGGAUGAUAUUUGUCUUUUCUCUGGAUUUGUCCUUUUGUAGUUUGCAUGUGUGUGUGUCCUUCGUUGAACGUGGUGGGUGAGGACGUUCAGCUAAAUCUCAGGCCACCACGGUACACAUCUCAGCAGGAGUGAAAGGGUCCUGAGAGUAGAGGGUUCUUUUGGCCUGGCCCUUCCCCUCUCCAGUUCUCUUCUUUUUUUUGGACCCCCCCCCCGACUCCCACUGAGAGGGGGUCAGCCCUGGGCGGGAGUUUGCCAUCGCCGCCCUGGCGAUGGGGAGCUCAGCGUCGUCGCUGACGACGGAGGCGGAGUCGGACCACGGGUUUGGAGGCGGUUCGGGGGGGUACCCGGCGCCCCCCUCCUCCCCAUCCUCCUCCUCCUCAUCCCCUCCCCCGCCCCCGGUGGGCUGGUUGCGGACCAGCCACAGCAGCCCUCUGUGGGGAACCACCUUCAUCACCCGCCAGCAGCACCAUCCUCUUCCUCACCGGGAGCGCAGCCACUCCCACUCCCCUGGCUCCAUGGCAACGGUGGUGCAGGGCAGCGAGUGGUCCUGCGGCCGCUGCACCUUCCUGAACGCGGGCGGAGCCCCCCGCUGCUCCAUCUGCGAGGCGCCGCGCCAGAAGCCCGACCUGAACCACAUCCUGCGGCUGAGCAGCGGCGAGGAGCCGCGCUGGGCCUGCCCCCGCUGCACCCUGAAGAACCCCCCGGGCUCCGGGGCCUGCUCCGUGUGCGGCUUCGGCCCCUGGCCCGCCACCGCCCCCCCUCCGCCGCCCGUCAACCCCUCCCCCUCCCCCACCGCCCCCGCGGUGGUGGUGAACGGCGUGCUGCCCCCGGCGGCGGUGGAGCCGUCCGCCCCGGCCCCCGUCCUGCUGGAGCCCCGCGGGCAGCAGCCCCCGCCCCCCAAGCAGCAGGAGGCGGCGGCGGCGCGGCGGGCCGAGGGCGGUGGCGGGGAGGCGGGCGGGGGGGCGCAAGGCGCCGGCUGGGCGUGUCCGCGCUGCACGCUGCACAACACGGCGGUGGCGCUGUCGUGCUCGGCGUGCGGCGGCCCCCGCAAGCUCUCCCUGCCCAAGAUCCCCCCCGAGGCGCUGGUGGUCCCGGAGGUCCACACCCCCCUGCUGCUGGGCUUCCCCGUCCCGCCCGCCGCCCCACUGCUCAUAGACCUCACGGACGACUCCCCCCCGCCGGCCCCCCCGCCCUGUGAGGCCCCGGAGCCCCCCCAACCCUCCCCCCAGGCCCUCGCCUCCCCCUUCACGCCCUUCUCCUCCCUCCAGAACAACCCCGUGCCGCGCAGCCGGAGGGAGGUGCCCCCCACGGGGCGGCCCCCCAACCCCGGCGGCUCCCCCAGCCCCACCUCCCCCUUAGCCGCCACGGCGCCCCCCCAGCCCUGCCCCCAGCUGCGGACCAAACCCAAACCCCAGGCCCAGCCCCAGGAGCCCCCCUUCCCGGGCAAGAGGCUCAGCGUGCUGGAGGAGGGAGACCCCCUCCCCCACCACCACCACCCCACAGCCCCCCACCCCCCCUCCUCCUCCACCUCCACCUCUUCGUCCUCCACCUGGAAGUGCCCGGGCUGCGCACUGCCCAACCUCGGCGGGGCUUCCAAGUGCGAGGGGUGCCGUGGCUCGCGGGCGGGCGCCGACCUCAUCGACCUGGUGGGCUGCGAGGCGGUGCGCUUCACCCCGGCCAGCCCCUCCAGCCCGGACUUCAGCACCUGGGCCUGCUCCAAGUGCACCCUCCACAACCCCACCGGGGCGGCGCAGUGCUCGGCCUGCGGCUCCUCCAAGCUGCACGGCUUCGUGGACCGCGAGGCCGGGGCCCCACGCUGCUGCCCCCUCCAUGGACCCCCGACGGGGGCCGGCGGCUCGGCCUGCUCCUGCUCCAACGCCACCUCUGGGCACAAGGCACGGAAACAGGCCCGCGCCUUCCCCCCUGCCGCCGCCUCCUCCUCCUCCUCCUCCUCUCUGGAGAAGGCGGGGCAGUGGGCAUGUCCGGCCUGCACGCUGCUGAACGCCGGCCCCGCCAAGAACUGUGUGGCGUGCCACACGCCGCAGCAGUACCUGACGCUGCGCAAGGUGGCCAAGCCGCUGAAGAGGCGGGAGAGCAUGCACGUGGAGGCGCGGCGGCGCAACGACGAAGGCGAGGCCAAGGAGCUCUGGGAGAACAUCGUCAGCUUCUGUCAGGAGAACGUGGUGAACUUUGUGGACGACAGCUUCCCCCCCGGUCCGAGCUCAGUGGGCUUCCCUGAGAGUGACAGCGUCCAGCAGCGAAUCAAAAAGUGGCUCCGCCCCCACGAGAUUAACUGCAGCAACUUCAAGGACAGAGGAGUGAAGUGGUCUGUGUUCCGGACGCCCCGCCCCUCCGACAUCCUGCAAGGCCUGCUGGGAAACUGCUGGUUCCUGAGUGCCCUGGCGGUGCUGGCGGAGCGUCCCGAGCUGGUGGAGCGGGUCAUGAUCACGCGCGGCCUGUGUCCGCAGGGGGCCUACCAGGUGAGGCUGUGCAAGGACGGCACCUGGACCACGGUCCUGGUGGACGACAUGCUGCCCUGCGACGACUACGGCUACCUGCUCUUCUCUCAGGCCCAGAGGAAGCAGCUGUGGGUGGCUCUGAUCGAGAAGGCGCUGGCCAAGCUCCACGGGUCGUACUACGCCCUGCAGGCGGGGCGGGCCAUCGAGGGCCUGGCCACGCUGACCGGGGCCCCCUGCGACUCCCUCAUGCUGCAGGUCAGCUCCACCAACCCCCGCGAGGAGGCCAUCGACACAGACCUCAUCUGGGCCAAAAUGCUGAGCUCCAAGGAGGCUGGGUUCCUGAUGGGCGCGUCGUGCGGCGGGGGCAACAUGAAGGUGGACGAUGUCGUCUACGAGUCCAAGGGCCUGCGCCCGCGACACGCCUACUCCAUCUUGGACGUCCGGGACGUCCAGGGAUACAGGUUGCUACGGUUACGUAACCCAUGGGGGCGGUUCUCGUGGAACGGGAGCUGGUCGGACGAGUGGUCUGAUUGGCCGCAGCACCUUCGAAGCGAGCUGAUGGCUCACGGCAGCAGCGAGGGAGUGUUCUGGAUGGAGUACUCUGACUUCAUCAAGUUCUUUGACUCGGUGGACAUCUGCAAGAUCCACUCGGACUGGCAGGAGGUGCGGCUGCAGGGCUGCUUCCCCAGCCGGGCCAGCGGGCCCAUCACCGUCACCGCCCUCACCGUGCUGGAGAGGACCGCCCUGGAGCUGGCCCUGUUCCAGGAGGGCAGCAGGCGCUCGGACACAGCAGACAGCCACCUGCUGGACCUGUGCAUCAUGGUGUUCCGCGCCUCGUUCGGCGGCGCCAACAGGCUAACGCUAGGCCGCCUGCUAGCCCACAGCAAGCGAGCGGUCAAGAAGUUUGUGGGCUGCGACGUGAUGCUGGAGCCCGGGGAGUACGCCGUGGUCUGCUGCGCCUUCAACCACUGGCAGAUGAACGCCUCUAUAGGACCGCCCACUCCUGUGUCCAGCCCCACAGCGAGCAGCGGCAGUGGGGCCGGGGGGGCGUGGCGGGGCCAGGACUACCCGGCUCACAUCCUGGCGGUGUACAGCUCCCGGCAGGUGAUGGUUGAGCAGGUGGAGGUGACGCCCACCACCCUGGCCGACGCCAUCAUCCUGCUCACCGAGAACAAGGGGGAGAGACACGAGGGCCGUGAGGGGAUGACCUGCUACUACCUGACCCACGGGUGGGCGGGGCUUAUCGUGGUGGUGGAGAAUCGCCACCCCAAGUACUUCCUGCAUGUGUCAUGUGACUGCACAGACAGCUUCAACGUGGUCUCCACGCGCUGCAGCCUCAAGACCAUCGACAGUGUCCCGCCUCUACACAGGCAGGUGCUGGUGGUGCUGUCCCAGCUGGAGGGCAACGCAGGCUUCUCCAUCACCCACCGGCUGGCACACCGCAAGGCGGCGCAGGCCUCCCUGGGCGACUGGACCCCCACCAAGGCCACGCACAGCCCCCAGCUCACCCCCGACAUCGACGGCCUGCACCGGCCCCGGCCGCUAUGACCCCCCCCGACCUGUGACCUCAAUGACCUCCACACACUGGGGGUCACCAGGUCUUGCAGUGGGGAUGUGCCAUGGGGGAAGGGGUGGGGGGGGGGGGUUGACUUCCUGGAUCAACAGGAAGUCAGGAUCAUAAUAAUUGUUUGACUUAUUUUCCGCCACGCCCCCAAAAGACUCUUGAGUGCACUUGCCUGUGGGCGUGCACGAGGAUCGAGGGGCGUGCACGGGAAACAUGCACUCUGGAUUCCCUGCCAGAGGAUUGUUGAGGAUGCGCUCUCACUACUGAGCCUAACGAGCCAAUCAGCAUCCUCGCUUGUACACUUGAACCCUCCCACCCCGUCCCAGAAGCUGCACUGGUGUUCCAGGAGGAACACGACGGUACUUCAACAGGUCCACUGUUGGUUUGUUUGUUUGUGGUUUCAAACGUUUCCCACCUCUUCCAGAGUUCACUUCAGGUCACGAGAAAAAGCCAUUAUCUAUAUAGUGUGGUCAAGAUACUCUCUCUCUGUCUCUGUCUCUCUCUCUCGCUCUCGCUCUCUGUCUCUGUCUCUGUCUGUCUCUCUCUCUCGCUCUCUCUCUCUGUCUCUGUCUGUCUCUCUCUCUGU